This is a messenger RNA of Prorocentrum cordatum, 4698 nucleotides long. Lineage: Eukaryota; Dinophyceae; Prorocentrales; Prorocentraceae. The record is from the annotation of a GenBank genome assembly.
AUGCCGAUCGAGUCCCACGAGCUGCGGACGAGCCGGCGGAAGCUCAGACUCCGGCUGAAGCACAAGGACCCUGCACUCAGAGAGGGUUUGUGCAACGAGCUGGGCGCCAGGCAGAGGGAGUCUCUAGGUCUGACCUUGGACGUGCUCCCGACAGCGACCGAGCGCCGCGAGCACUUGGAGGCUCUCUGGGAACCCUACAGGCGGAAGGUCGCAGGCGAGGCGCCGAAGCUGGUCACCGACAGCUCCGGGCAGACUCGCGGAGUCGAUCCUGAGCCUGGCCGCCAGCGGGCGUUGUGUGCCAGUAAGCGCGAGUGGUUCGACAACAGCCACAGUCGCGCCCUCGAGUUGCUGCUGUUGGACGGCGACGAGCUUUUCGAGAAGGCCAAGCCGCUCCUGGACAGGCGACAGGAACUCCAGGCGCGACAGGACGCCGGAGAGGCCGACGACCGCGAACAGCGGGAGCUCAGCCGCUUGCUCGAGGAGCUGGAGGUGAUCUCCUGCGCGCUUGCUGAACUAGAGGACAGCAAGGGUUGGCGCGAGCAGCGUCUCCAGGACACCGACGGGGCGCCACCGGGCCACUCGCAGCGCGGCGCUGCGAGCUCAGCGGCUGCUCCAAGCCGCCCCAGCGCCGGAGCGAGCAGCGCGGCGCCGCUCUCGCUCGAGGAGCAGGCCAUCGUGCAGGUGGCAGGACGCGGCGCCAUGGCGACUGUAGAAGAUCAGAUGCGGGAGCAGCUGCGUCAGCAAGACCAGCAGAUCCGUGAGCUCGUUGCCACUGUUCAACAGCUGAGGGCGGCGCCGGCGCCGCAGCCAGCGCAGCCAGCGCAGCCUCUCGUGCAGCUUCAGCCUGCUGUAGACACGCGCCUCGUCGGCAAACCAGAGCUGUUCUACGGGGAACGUGCAAAAUGGAGCGACAGGGCUUUUAUCUGUCGAGCUUACUUAGCAGCGAUAGAUACAAAGUACCCGGCGUUGUUGGACGAAGCGGAGGCUUCGGAGGUGGUGAUCAGGAACGUAGACCUUGACCAGCCGUGGAAGGCGUCACUAAGUUUGCAGCUUUAUUACUUGAUGGUAAUGCUGUUCCGGUCAGCAGCCCAGUUCAGCGGGGACAUCCCGCAGAGCUUAGAUCAGUUUGAACAUCUGAUCCGCGAGUACGAGCAGCAGUCGAAAAAGGUCUUCGACGAAGAUCUUAAGUUUGGCCUGGUGGUGGUCAACAUGCAGGACACCAACGUCCAACAACACCUUGUGAAGAACGCAAGCAGGUUGGAAACUUGGAACGCCAUGAAGGAGGAGCUGCUCGACAUGGCGCGAACCACGCAGUACCUGAACUCCCAGCCCAAACCUAUGGAGCUAGCCAACAAGGAGAAGGAGUGCUUCUACUGCCACAAGAAGGGGCACAUCGCCGCGGAGUGCAGGAAGAAGGCGAGGGACAACCAGGCUAGGCUGGCAGCGGCCCCUGAGGCCGCGCAGCAGGGCGGUACAGGACCCCCGCCUACGGCGCAACCGGUGGCUGGUCUCAUGCAGAUCGGGCAGGAGGAGGUGCAGCAUGGGUACUUGAUGCCAUUAUGCUCACCGAGCGACUCCGGCGAAAUGCUGGCCCCCAUGCCUCAGAGAGUCAUGGUCGACACAGGUGCUGGCAGGUCCGUGUGUCCGGCUGGUUUUGACCCCCGGGCAGAGCCGGACAGCUCUGUCAAACCAACCGCGCUGACGACGGCGACGGGGGAAGAAGUGAACUUUUCGGACGGGAAGAGGUCUCGCUUCCAGGCAAAGGACGGCAGUGGCGUUGUCUUGCGGUACAGUGACAGCGACAAGGCUGUCGUCUCGGCGUCAGAGUCGACCGAGCAAGGCAACUGGCUGGUAUGCGGCCCUGGGGUACAGCGUAUCAUAGGGCCAGACCACGCCGAGCACCUCAAGGAAGCCGUGCGCCAAUCGAGCGGAUUGGACAUGGUAAAGGAUAGGGGGGUGUACUGGCUGGAAGUGCGGGGGGCGACAGGGCAGGAAGAGGCGAGGCCGCUCUGCACAGCGAAGGCAGCAAGGAAAACGUUCACCCCGGCUGAACAACAACCAGCGGCACCUGAUGCCAUGCAACCAGCAGCGCAAGGGGAGGCCCCGAGGCCGAACGUGCAACAAGGAGGGUCGUCCUCGAGCGCGUCCGGCGCUAUGCGCCCAGACCCCGCGCUGCCUGACCAACGGCCGCCCGCGCUGAUGCCAGACUCGGAGGAUCCACGGGCGCCGCGAGCAAAAGCCAUACCACCAACUGUGAGCAAGGCGGAAUGGGACGCGCACCAGCUAACCCAUCUGCCGUUCAGGUCGUGGUGUGAAAGCUGCGUCGCAGGCAAGGCCGCCGAAGACCCCCACCGGCAGCUCCAGCAGGCCCCCGACGGAGCAACGCCGAAAGUGUGCAUGGAUUACCUUUUCCUCACGCAGAAGGCGGUGGAGAAGGAGAUGUACGCUGUGUUGAACGUGCUGGACGCGAAGUCCGGCGCCCCGUUUUCAGGCAUGGUCAACCAGAAGGGUGACGACGACUAUGCAUUGGCAAUCGCCCAUGAAGGAGUGCGCUUCGCAGGCAGGACAAACUUGAUUGCAUGUUGUGAUGGCGAGAGCGCUAUCAACAAGCUGUGCGACAAGUUUCUGGAAACCCGGCCUUCCGGACAUACUGUCACGAAGGUGAACGCCCCGAAGGGCAGUAGUCAGAGCGCAGGGCUGAUUGAGCGCAGCAAUUACGAGGUUGAGAAGGAGUACAGGGCCGUGAAGCACAGGCUGGAGUCCGUCUACAAGCAGGCGUUCCCACUCAGCCACAAGGUGCAGCCUUGGCUUGUGAGACACUCGAGUUGGCUUAUCGUCCGUUUUCUCGUCGAGGCAGACGGCAAGACGCCGUGCGAGCGCCUGCGUGGCAAGCCAUACAACGGCGAGAUUGUCGAGUUCGGGGAGUGCGUCUACCACAAGAGUCCUCUUAGCGAAGUGGGCAAAGCGGGCGACCGCUGGCACCUUGGUGUCUGGCUCGGGAAAUCCAUGCGAUCAGACGAGCACUUGGUUGGCACUGCCAAGGGAGUGCUGUUGUGCAGGUCGAUAUGGAGGAGGCCAGAGAAGGACAGGUGGGACGCGCAGCUGCUUGACCGAUUCGUCGGCUCUCCUUGGGCCCCGGUGCCCCCAGGAGUCAUGGAGGUCAAGCCCCGUGAGGUGUACAUCACCCUCGACCGGAUCAUCCGCCUCGGCAAAACACCCGGUUGCCCUGGCUGUCGUGCGCCAGGUGAGGCGAGGCGCGCAGCUGAGUGCCGCGAGAGGUUCGGCAAGCUCGUAGGAGCUGAAAAGGAAGACGUCGCGAAACGGAGGCAGCAGCGCACGCUGCUCAAGCACACCCGCCUCCUGCUGCUGCACCGCCAGGCGGUGCGCGCGCAAGCCAGCAACAGCAACAACAACAGCACCAGCAAGCUGUGGAAGGGGCAACACCAGGCUGCACCGCCAGACGUGCAGAUGGGGGAAGCACGCGUAGGUCAGGAGGACGCCCGCGACGUCGAAAUGGAGGGGGAGCCACAGGAGGACUCCCAGUCGAAGAGGUCCCAGCUAGUCGCUGGCCUGCCGAUUCUCCACGAGCCAGCUGUAGUGGCAGCUGCUUUUGGGACGUGCGUGUGUUUUCUGGCAGCGGCACCUGAUGCCGACAGCAGCGUCCCACAAGUAUGCCCUGCACAGAUGGAGUGGGACAAAGAUUUCUUUUCCACGAAAGCAGGCAUUAAACUGGACCCCCAGAAAGUGCUAGAGGGUAAGAUCCGCGAGAUGACCCAAAUAGAAGCCUACAAGGUGAAGGGGGACAUCCCAUGGUCCACAGCCAGAGAAAGAAAACUGAAAGUUGUGAACUCGAAGUGGCUGCUUGAACCCAAACCGACAGCUGAAGACCGGGAGGCGGUGCGGGCCAGGCUGGUAGCAACAGAGGUCAUUACGUAUGCGCGCGAGGACGUGACACAAAGCACACCUCCGGUGAAAGUCUUCCGGAUCAUUGUGUCGUUGGCCGCGUCCAAGCAGAGGGCGGACGGGUCAUGGUCUAGGCUCGUGGCUGUGUACGAUGUCUCGGUUGCUUUCUUCCACGCAGACAGCGACGGCGCGACGGCAGUCAUCCCGCCACCAGACGUCCGCAGAGAAGGCGGCGACCGGAAGCCACCUGAAGAGGACGAUCCGCUGGGCCACGUCCGGUUCUCGUCGAGCUCCAAGGCCUCGCACCGGGACACGCCCACGGUCAAGUUUGCAGCCUCUGGGAUCAUGGAGGGGAUGACGGCGGUUCUCAAGACUCACCAGAUGAGCGGGGAGGCAGAGUUCUAUGCCAUCAUCAAAGGGGCAGCGCAGGGCGUGCAGACAAGCCAGGUGAUUGAAUCUUUCGUUGGCCGCGAGUGCAAGCUAGAUGUGCUGAGCGACUCGUCAGCAGCGCGGGGGAUCUGCAACCGGCAAGGAAGUGGUAAGGUGAGGCACCUGUCCGCGAAAGACCUCUGGGUGCAGUCAUUCUUCCGUGACAGCCGCGGCAACCUGAAGAAAGUUGACGCGGAGGUUAACUGGGCAGACCUUGGUACGAAGGCGCAUGCACAGGCUCGGCUACAGCAGCUAGUGGACAUGAUGCCACUGAGGAGGAACGAGCCCUUGAGGAGCGAAAGGAGGAAGGGCUUGAGCUCAGGCAGGGUUGCGUCGUUUCUGGCGAUGCUGAACCCGUGCAGGUAG